AUGCCAGAAACUAGCUACCUAACUGUCAAAGACUUUGAUUCUGAACGUUAUCAUGACGUUCGUCCUUCUUACCCACAAUCUUUAGUAGACAAAAUUAUGGAUUACCAUAAGGGUUCUUGCAAUGAAUUAAUUGAUAUAGGUUGCGGAACUGGUAUCAGUACUGUUCAAUUCGCAUCCCAUUUCAAACAUACUGUCGGAUUAGACCCCUCUGAUAGUAUGCUAUCAGAGGCUAAGAAAAAUUAUCCCAAAUUAGAAUUUGCCUCUGUUAAUGGUGAAGAGUUGGUUAAAGGUGGUAUUAAACCAGGCUCUAUCGAUAUGGCCAUUGGUGCCGAGGCUAUUCAUUGGUGUGACCUAGACAAGGUCUUUGAUCAAGUUAACCAAGUGUUAAGACCAGAAGGUACUUUUGCAUUUUGGUUUUAUGUUCAACCUGAGUUCAUUGAUUUGGGACGUGCUGCCCAUGAUUUGUACGUGAAAUACUGCUGGACCGAUGAAUAUAUGGGUAAGUAUUUAACUGAUUACCAAAGAAAGUUUUUUACUAAUUUUGGUGGGAAUGACGUCAAUGUUAAAUUAAACAAAUACGGUUUUAAGGAUAUCUAUCAUGAAAUUGUUAAUGAAUUUAAGGAUGAUGGAUUGUUUACUAACCAAAGCAUUCCAUCUUUUUUGAUGAAAGGUACUAUUACUUUGAAUGAUUUUAAGGGAUUUGUUCAAAGUUGGAGUCUUUACACUAGCUGGGUAAAAGAUCAUCCUGAUGAACCUGAUAUCGCAGAUCAGUUUAUUGCUGAAUUUCAACAACAAUGCCAUAUUGAUUCGUUGACCCAACCUUUAAAGAUCGAAUGGGCAACUUUUUACUAUCUAUGUAGAAAAUAA
This is a messenger RNA of Maudiozyma barnettii, 867 nucleotides long. It is a transcript of the gene CRG1, whose product is annotated as S-adenosylmethionine-dependent methyltransferase. The record is from RefSeq and is a predicted model, not a curated record. The coding region runs from base 1 to 867 and encodes 288 amino acids. Gene Ontology annotation, molecular function: S-adenosylmethionine-dependent methyltransferase activity. NCBI's taxonomy places the organism in Eukaryota, Fungi, Ascomycota, Saccharomycetes, Saccharomycetales, Saccharomycetaceae. The transcript has a single exon.